AUGCACAAGACACUUGCGUCCCAUAAGAGUCCAUUGGCAUGUGAAGCAGAACUACAAAGAUGGAACAUGGUUGCUCAACAUCCAAAUCUUGACAACAUCACUCAGAUCUUUAGCUUCAACUACAAAUCUCUCACUCCUUACGCUGGACUAAAUGAUACUGCUGUGUUAUGGGGAGUGAAGUUCCGUAAGGAUCAAGAAACGUUUACGUUUGAGAAAGGAAGGGCUUUUCCUUGGAGGAUUUACUUUAAUGGAGAUAACUGUGUCAUGCCUCCUCCUGAUACUUAUCCUUUUCUUCCCAACGGUGGUUUCCGGCAACAGUUCUCAGUCUUCUCUUUCGUGCUCUUCUCUGUUCUUGUUUUCUUCUUUUCCACGUAA
Messenger RNA from Eruca vesicaria subsp. sativa (arugula), 375 nucleotides. NCBI's taxonomy places the organism in Eukaryota, Viridiplantae, Streptophyta, Magnoliopsida, Brassicales, Brassicaceae. The record is from the annotation of a GenBank genome assembly.